Messenger RNA from Notodromas monacha, 647 nucleotides. The record is from the annotation of a GenBank genome assembly. Lineage: Eukaryota; Metazoa; Arthropoda; Ostracoda; Podocopida; Cyprididae.
AGAUCGAGUGUGCGAAGUCAUGGAUAAGCUCACGUUGAUUUCGGCCGCGUUGUUCCUUAUGGCGGACGUUUUCGCGAUCGUGAGUCUGUCAAUGCCUGACUGGAUUGUCUCCGACGUCGGAGGUGCUACGAGGUUAGGACUCAUGUGGACGUGCUUAACGAUCCACAAGCGACCACAAGUGUGUUUCACUCCACAUCUGACACCCGAAUGGAUGUUGACUUUGGUGUGCAUUUUCAUUGGGUGCGUUUGCGUGACGACGACCGUCAUUUUGUUGGCGUCGUCUCACUGGGACGUCAACGUUGUUCCUUACGCUCGUUGGGUCGGGUUCGCAGCCAUGAUCUUAUUUUGCCUGGCUGCAGUCAUCUUCCCACUCGGGUUCAGCAUGGCGGAGAUUGGCGGAAGACCUUACCAGCUCCCCAACAGUUUUUCUGUGGGUUUCUCUUAUAUAUUCUUUGUUCUUGCUCUUUGGACAACUGUCAUAUCGGAGCUGUUUGCGAGGCGUGUGUGCUUGCCACACUUUUGAAGCUCGUGGAAGGUACCUAAGGUCAUGUGUGACUGGGAAUUAUUUGAUCUGUUCAUUGUGGAAACUUGAAUGUGAUUCGCAUUUUUGGGUAUGUGCUUAAGACAUUGGACGUGUUGAUUUUGUA